UAAAAAACGUAGCAUGAAAUGUCGAACGAAAACGACGAAUGACAAGGAAGUCGUCUGUGGUAAUAGGAGAAAUAUUUGUUCUCCGAGUGUAAAAUAUUACGUAAUACGGCAUAUAAUUGAUUUGCAAAAAUACUGAUACAUGAAGUGUAAUCAUUACUGGACGAAUGUAUUGUUGACAAAACAGGUUAAAGGUUAACAAUUUCGUUAUUAUCAUGGCAAACACAGGUUUAUUAGUUUUAACAAAUCCAACGAAAGUGACAAAAUUAUUACCGAUUAUUAAGAAACAUGUAUUAAAAACUUUGUAUAUACAAUACUUUCCGGAAAAGAACAUGUUUAUAUCAGGAAAUUACACGGCUACAAACUCCCAAUGGAAAAUAACACGUUACGCUCGAACCAUUUCCAAUAUUUACAAUGUCACGUCCGCGAUAUCUACUCGUCUCGAUAUCCGAGUUUUGCUCACAAACAUGAAAAAUCCCAAUUUAUGUAUAAUAAAUACGAAAAAGCCUGUAGAAGUAGUGAUUUUUGAUAGAAUCUGUAGUAAAAGAGAGGCUGAUACAUUCAUACAGGAUUGUCUAGCUAAUACUUCUAUGGGCUGUAAUUUCCUUAGUUUUAACGAUGAUGAAGAAUUAGAGGAUGCAAGUAUAAUGCCUUGCAUCGAAGAAUCAAAAAGAUACAAGAAUGUAGUACUCGGUGGUACAUUUGAUCGGAUACAUAAUGGUCAUAAAAUGUUUUUAAGCGAAGCUGUAUUGCAUUGCACAGAGAAACUUACAGUCGGUGUGACCGAUACAAAUAUGUUAUAUGGUAAAUUGUUAUGGGAAUUGAUAGAACCUUGUUCAAAAAGAAUAUUAGAUAUUAAAGAGUUUUUAGAAGAUAUAGAUUCAACAUUGGUAUAUGAUAUUGUUCCGAUAAAAGAUAUGUAUGGUCCAACCAAAAGUGACCCAACUUUUGAAAUGAUAGUAGUUAGCGAGGAAACAGAACGUGGUGGGCAUAAAGUGAAUGAUAUGCGUGUACAGCAAAAUCUAAAUAAAUUAGAUAUUCAUGUUAUAAAAUUAAUGGAGGACAAACAUCAUAGAGAACACGAAGAAAAUAAAAUCAGUUCCAGUAAUAAUAGAAUACGAUUAUUGGGAACAAGACUACGACCUCCUAGAAUAGGCAAUAAACCUCUGAAACCUUAUAUUAUUGGUUUAACUGGUGGUAUUGCAAGUGGAAAGUCAUCGGUAGCUGAAAAAUUAGAAAAAUUAGGCGCAGGUCUUGUAAACUGUGAUACAAUAGCACACGAUUUGUAUCUACCUGGCAAAAGUUGUUUUGAGACAAUACUUAAAACAUUUGGUCCUGCUAUUUUGAAACCAGAUGGAUUUAUUGAUAGGAAAGCACUUGGGAAUAUAGUAUUCAAUGAUAAAGCACAAUUAGAUAAAUUAAAUAAACUCGUUUGGCCCAUAAUCUUGGAUGAAACAAAGAAGCAAAUAAACAAUUUUUAUGCAAAAGGAUUUGAUAUAAUUGUGAUGGAAGCAGCUGUCUUAAUUCAAGCUGACUGGCAGUACGUGUGUCAUGAAAUUUGGACCUGUAUUAUUCCACCGGAAGAGGCUAUAAAACGAGUGGUAAAUAGAAAUGGAUUAACUGAGGCUGAUGCAAAAGUAAGAAUCCAAGUUCAACCAAGUAAUACAGAACAAGUUAAUGAAGCAAAUGUUGUUAUAUGUAGUUUAUGGAGUCAUGAUAUUACUCAAGGACAAGUACAAAGAGCAUGGGAUGAAUUAAUGAUAUUUUUGUCUGAUCAAGUAAAAAAUUAAUAUAUA
Colletes gigas is the source of this 1793-nucleotide messenger RNA. RefSeq names its product bifunctional coenzyme A synthase (gene Ppat-Dpck). Lineage: Eukaryota; Metazoa; Arthropoda; Insecta; Hymenoptera; Colletidae. The transcript is spliced from 5 exons. Bases 213 to 1787 code for a protein of 524 amino acids. Gene Ontology annotation, biological process: coenzyme A biosynthetic process. The record is from RefSeq and is a predicted model, not a curated record. Gene Ontology annotation, molecular function: ATP binding; dephospho-CoA kinase activity.